Molecule: messenger RNA, 8182 nt
Organism: Spirodela intermedia
Lineage: Eukaryota; Viridiplantae; Streptophyta; Magnoliopsida; Alismatales; Araceae
Source: the annotation of a GenBank genome assembly
AUGAAGAGCUUUCCUGUUCAUGAUGCCAGUCAGGGUACUGCGGAUUCACUAAGUGAUACACCUGGCGUUUUUGAGACAUGGGCCAUCAAGUCUGAGCAGUUAGUGAAUGUUGCCCUUACUGUACGUGUUUUCCUGCACUCUCAUUCGUUAACUUCAUCAAUGAUAUUGGUAAUGCGUACGAGUGUUUAAUAAGACAAACUGUUUUUACCAUACAACCUCACAAAAGUUUAUUCAUUUGUGAAACGUCUUGUUAUUCUGGUAAAAUAAAAUUCUAUACACAUUGACAAAUUUAUAUUGGCUAAUAUUAAUCUUGCUGUACAGGAUUCAGUUAUCAAGAUCCUAGAUGCUUUCUAUCAUGAUAGGCACUAUGCAAGGUUCUAUGUAUUGGAAACUAUUGCGAGGGUGCCCUACUUUGGUAAGUCUGCAUGUGAAUCCGCACAAAUGGAUGUGCUUUUCUCUCUUUGAAAAAUUAUUCCAUUUCUCUUUAUUUAAUUUUCUGCAGCGCCAUUUUUUUCGAACUUUCGUAAUUCAUUUUCAGUGAAUUUUUUUCACUGAGUGAAUUACCUAACUAAUUAAUUUCCCUACACUUGUGAUUACUGGUUAUUUUAUCUUGGGCCAAGUUGCUGAAAGCCUUCUCUAUUUUGCACGGCAGCCUUUAUAUCAGUUCUGCAUUUGUAUGAGAGCUUUGGGUGGUGGAGAAGAGCAGAUUAUCUGAAAGUGCAUUUUGCUGAAAGCUGGAACGAGCUACAUCACUUGCUAAUCAUGGAGGUCUCAUUUUGCCCAUUUGAUUCUGUUUCUUUUCCUUUUCCUUUACUAUUGUUAUAUAAAUAUGUGCAUCUGUCAUGAAAUAGUAGGAACUUCUAUCUUUAAACAGUCAAGAAGAGAUACGUUCUAGUAUCAUGGAUGUUCUAACCCUAGUCUAUGAAAUAUAACAUUAUUUGAAGUACAAAUCCACCAGUCUUCCUUUCCUUAAGUAGUUGCUAUUCUCUCCUCUCUUCCCUUGUACGGAAUUUAGAAAACUCUUUCACUUAAAAAAUAGAAACAGCACACAAAAUGGGUAUAUUUUCAAUGAGAUUUCCAUUCUCACUUCUGAUCUUUUCCCUCUUUGUAGCUUGAGUCAUCCCGCACGGAAGUCUCCUCUUCUGUGGUUACCAUCCCGCACUCUUAAACGAAAACUGUGCAGCUUCCAUGAAAUAAUGACUGGAAUAGGCUCAAGGAUGAAUGGAAAUUUUCCUUACACCUUUAUGAUCAAGGGAAUCUAUCUGAAUCUUAUUUAGCAUGAAAAGUGAAGACUGAGACACGUUUUGUUAGGCUUUUUAUUUCCCAGUUUUUGGAAAAGCUUCAGUAAUAAUCUACUCAAAAAGUUCGGCAAGCUGAUGAUAUCAUUUUUUUUUCCAAUAUGAUUUCAUUUGUCUAAGAAUCUUAUAAAUCAGCCAGUUUGUAUUCUUUGAGUUGGAGCCGUCACACUGGCUACUUAGUAUUUUUAAUAUUGUAGCUUUUUCUUUCUUUCUCUUUCUUUGCAGGAACUCGGAGGGAAUGCUCUGUGGUUUGACAGACUCCUUGCCCAGCAUAUUGCAAUCUUUUAUUACUUCAUGACCGUUUUUAUGUAUGCUCUGAGCCCGAGAAUGGCAUGUAAGUAAUACAAUAUGCAAUGGCACAUUCAUUGAGCCUUUUCACUUAUACUCAUAACAUGUUUGAUUAGAAAUAUUGUACAAAAUGUUGGAUUGUGCAUAUAUUUGCAGGCGAUAUUUAGAAAUGAAUUAAACCACUAGCUUUUAUCUGAGUCAUGGAAAAUGAUACGCAUUAAAAGGGAACAGACUUAUGCAGUCGACUAGGAAGAGGUAGGAUACAAAGAUGAAAUGCCACUAACUCAUUCACAGUUGUGGCCAUCAAAAUUUGAGACCUGAAUGAUAUGUGGGUAUAUCUAGCAAAAAGAUCAGGACAUAGGUUCAAAAUGAUGAGAAGGAGGUUGGUGGGUUUUGGAUUGUGAAAAAAGUGGUUGACGUUUGAAUGACACAGACCAGAUGUUGCAGAGGUCAAUUGGAAGGUCACAAGAAUGGAGUGAGAUGGAGCGUGUAUCUCAAUGAUGUAAUGAUAUGCAAGCGAGUUCUGCUUCGUGUAACCUGUACCAACUCUGAUUUUCACUAUCCAUUUACGGAACCAGUUUUAUGCUGAGAGAUGGAAACAGCUUCUGCUUAGUCUAAUCAAGACCAAUUCUGAUUGUACUAUCCAUCUAUGAGAACCAUACGAAGCUUUUCUGGAAACUUUUAUUAACGGAUUACCACCUGUUGCUUAAAGUGGGCUGGAGGAGUAGAACAAAGUGUUGUGCUAGGUCAUGGUUAUAAUCAUGUAAUGGGUGUCCAUGGGGAAGGCUUUGUGUUCUAAGCAAAUGGCGAGUCUCCUUCAGUACACAUAUCCAUUUUGCUCUUGGUAAUUUGUGAUCUGUGAUGGAUUACUCUGACUUCUUUUUCAUGGGUGACCAUGAUUUCUCAUGCCAAAUACGUUGAUGUUUGAGUGAUGGUAUGACGCAAACUGCUUGAAACAUCCCUUACUGAUGGUCCAUUAUAUUCCAUCUGAUUUUUAUAUGGAAUACUCAUGCCACAUGUUUGGAUCUUCACAACAAUCAUAUGAAUACUUAUUAGAUUCCGUAUUAUCAUGCUAUACCCCGUCUCAUCUUUUAUCUAACUUUAUUUAUUUUAGUGAAUUUAUAAUGCACGCAUUACACAUGCUUGAAUAUUAGUUCAAUUAAUUCUGUGGAAGAUUUGUGAAGGUCAUUAAUAAUGUAACGAAUAGAAUGAUUUAUUUUGCUUUUUAUCAGUGUUUAUUUAUAGAUGAUGUUUUGUCAUUUACCACCUUUAUUUUGUGGGAGCUGAGUGAUUUCAUUCAUGCUAAGUCAAAGUUGCAUCUUGAUCAGUUUGCCCUUUAUGGCUUGGUUUUUAGAUUAUUUAGUUUUAGCUUUCUUGGAAACUAGUUGAAUUAGUGAUGAGCGCUCUUUGUUAGUCAUCUAAGUCCCCAAACGUUAUUAUACUCCUAUUUUUUAGUCUCAGAGUCUAAUCAUGUACCUAGCAUCUAAUUUAAGCAAAAAAGAAUAAACUAUCCUCAUAAUUUAUUCAACUUUUCUCUCGAUCUGCUUACUUCUGCUGGGCGACGAGAAUGCUAGAGUUGUGGCAGCCCUAGUCAUGGGCCAGUGGCCCUUCUCUUUUGGGUCCAUUGGUGCCGUAUUCUUGCUUCCAUCCCCUCUCCAGACCGGAGGACAGAGAGAGAGAGGCCCCGUUUCCACUGUUACCCCAUCUUCCCACCACCGUCCCCUUGCUGGACAGAAGAGCAUGAAAGAGAGAGGAAGGGAGGGAGAGAUGAAGGGUGAAGGGCUCUUGCAACCAACCCUGGUUUUCCAUGGUGGGCCAAUGGAGAGGGGCCAGAAAACUUUCUGUGUCUUCCGUUUCUCUCCUUCCUCUCUCGCAGGGGGACCAGAGCAGAGCAGAGAGAUGGUGCCCAUGGAAAGGGGAGAGAGGGAUAGAGAGAGAAAGAUGAAGUGGGGAGAAAGGGACGAUGGCCCCUCUCUAUCAUUGGCCGUUUCUCUGUUGACACUAUCCUGUCUGGAGAAACGAGGCCAAUGGAAAUUGGCCAUUCGCUCGUUCUCUAUCCUAGCCUAUUUUACCUCCUCUCUGAUAAGGGUACUGCCGGGAAGAUGGAAUCAUGGGAGAGAGGGUUCAUCAGGCGGGUCUUUCUCACUUCGCUUUCUCUGUUUGUUCACUGCCAUUUGGAGAAACAAGGCCAACAGAUAGUAGCUCUGGCCCUUCCUCUGAUCCUUUCUCUGACCUUCCUCUACAUGGUGAUUUUUAGUACUAGCUGGGUGUAACACAAGAUUGUAGAGGUUCUUCCAGAUUCUUCAAGAUCUCUUGAUGAGCAGGGAAAAACCUUGCUGGUUUCAAGUUUUAUGCUUGAACAACUGGGGUCCCUCUAUAGGGAAUAAUUUAAAUAACGAGUGUUUGAAGAAUGCUUUCUAUUAUCAUUUUUAUGGGCCGGUCCAACAGGGAGAACGGAUGAGGCCUCAUGUUGACUGCCGACCUUAACCCCUGGAAGCUGCUGGUGAGAUUCGCUGCAAUUGCUACAGCUACUACUAUGGCAGAAAUUUUUGUGGGCAUAUCUUUCAAUCUCACAGAUCUGCCCCAUGUUGGUUGAGAAGACAUUUGUGAUGCUGAAGAAAGCGCCCAGGGUCCAGACCAUGACUAAAAAGGGACCAAGCGGAGCUGGUGGGAUUUAGGGUCAUGCGCUGAUCCCUCCAGUUGCUGAUUGGCAAGAGAAGCUUUUCCCUAUCUUAAGGAAGCAUUGGUCUUCACCCUUUGUUUGUAGGGAAAGUAGAGCAGGAAGUCAAGGAAUGAGCUUUGCAAAUAGAAAGGAAGGAAUGGAUUGGACGCAGUACAUGCACACAAACUAAAUAAAUAUGAAGCUGGAAAUAACAUGAUGGUGCUAGAGACUUAUAGUAGUUGGGUUAACAUCAUACCCACUCUGCUCCUCUAGAAACCAAGAAAGAUGACGAAUGCAUGCAGAGAUUUGAAGCUAGUUGCACUUGGUUUGACGAAUCGACACUGUGGAGAGAUUGGAAGACAAGAAACAUGUGAAAAACAAGACAAGGCUUAGGUAGUUCCUAUGGAUGACUUGAUUUGACAAUCCAUUCUUAGAAGAAAAUGGAACAAAUUCCACUGCAUGUUAGAAAAGUUUAACAAUUCUAAACGGCAUGCCCUGCCAAUAGAGUGGGACAGGCGUCAGCACAUUUUCAUAACGGGAAAAUUCCAAGACCUUGAAACACUAAAUUUGCAGUGCAACUUUUAGAGUUUUUUCUUUUGUCUCAAAGACCUUGAAACACUUUUUCAAUAAAUCCACGUUUUCCUCUGCCUUUUUUCUCACAUUUCUAUUUCACUGUACUUUCUCUUAAAUUUAUUCUGUCUUCGCAUCAUACCUGCUGUAAAAAUGGGCUUUUCCCUAACCAUCCAGUAGAGUCUGGUCUAUGACUAAGUUGAGUGUUGGCCGUCUGUUUACUUGAUUGAAGGCUGAUGUGUAGUUCGAUAUUAACUGUAGAAAGAAAAAUUCUCAUACUUACGAGUUUAUCUUCAUCUGAUGCAGACCAUUUUUCGGAAUGUGUUGAAAAGCAUGCAUAUUCUACAUAUGACAAAUUUGUAAAGCUCCAUGGUGGUAAGUGCCGAUUUUUCUUUACACAGCUUUAAAGGACCUUCCCAAAAAUGAUAAGCUUUUUGUCAGUUUCAUAUUUUUUUACAUCUGAGUGAUAAGCUUUUCAGUACAUCUGAGUUUUUUAGUGUUAGUUCAGAGAUUUAUGUCACUUAUUUGUAUGAAAUAAUCAGCAGGGCCUCUAGUUAUAAUCCAGAUGUUCUAUCUAAUGAGAAAGCUGCCUCCAGAAAUAUAGGGAAUAGUCUUUCAUUCUUGGAUAUAUAAUUACAUAUCUUUUCUUUUAUUUCCAUACCAGAAUUUUUGUUACGAACUGGAAAUAUUAUGAUUCUGCUGUCAGUGUUGACCAUGGUACCAGAGAGACAUUGGCGCGACUGCUGUACUAUGACUUUUAAGGCAGAUGGUCGUAGCUAAAAUUCUUUGAAUUACUUUCUUUAUAUUGCUUGACUUGCCUAUCAGCUGUCAACAGAGCUAACCGGAAAUAUGCUAAUUGGUAGCGAAAGGGAGGUCCAUAUAUGAUCCAAAAGAUUUCUAACAGAAAUGGCUUGAUAUUUUCAGAAAUCAGGCUUCAAGCCGGCACAAAACCUGGAUAGGGUCACACAGCAUACCCUUUCAUCUUAUAACAAAUCUUCAUUUCCCCAUUUUUUUUGUGUUAAAAAUCUGAGAGUGAACUUUAUGAUAUGAGAUCAAACAAAAUAGAGGUGACUCCAAUGACAUUCUUGCCCCCCUUUCUAUCGUUUUUAUUUUUCUCUCAUGGGAGGUUACAACCAGUAGUCGGGGGAGUUUCCCUCUCUAUUUUAUGGCUAAGAAUAUUAUUUACACCAGAUGCACAUCUAUAGUGGCGAUUUUAAGACUGGGUAUAUACACUGGAACCGAUCUUAAUAACUUAACACACCUCGUGUUUGUCACUACAUUUCAGGAAAAUGUUGGCAUACGCCUAAGAAAAAAAAUGUUUGUGUUUUUAUGGUAUAAGGUAGUGAACUAUUGUUAUCUAAUGAUCGCGCAAGACGGGACACAAUCACUCUGAUGCAGCCUCUUCAACCUUGCCCAGUUUCUUCUCUUCAUUGUGAUCCAUGCCGUAGGGUGCCACAACUGCUUCUCUUUAUCAUGGUACCAUAUUCCGGGAGGUCACCAAAAUUAUUCUACCACCUGCCGCAUGCCUCUUCUUACAGUCAACUGCAAGAAGCUAUUCUCUCAUCCCUUUAACCUUUCUCAGUCUGCUGCAUUGCAUAGGGAGAUCCCAGUGCCGCAUUGUAUGAUGAUUAUAUCGACUCUGAGUUGGAUCUACCCCCUACUGGCUCACUAGAUUUCCAGACCAAAAUGUGACUGGAGUUCUGCAGUUCUUUUCUUUGUUUGCAUCCACCAUACACCAGAUGUCUCAUUCAAAUUGAACUGAUUUAUGUUCUGGGCAUUGCGUUCAAUCUGCUGUGCUCACCAAAUACCACCAAUUGGGAGGUUACCAGUGAAGCUGAAAAGUCGGGUCAUCUGUCUGCACAUUGUUCUCUCUGAAGCCUCUCUCUGUAAUUGUAACUCCGGUACCUGAAAUAAUAGGCUACUGAGUGUUUGAGAGGGAAAUAUUUGAACGACACAGAGCUAAUCUUUCUGUGCUUGGUAGUCGCGUUUAUGGAAUGUAGAAUCAAUAUAUCUUAUAGGAUUCUUCACGUUUUAUCUUACGCCUGGAAUUCAUUAUUUGGAGAUGGGUCAACUGCAAUUCCAUGCUUAGAGUUCUUGGACGUAGUUUGCUGCAAGUACACAUUUGGGCAGAGUUCUUGGACAUGGUAUGACAAAUUUGGACAUAAUUUGCCGCAACCCAAGUCAAUUAAAAUUACCACAACUACUACAAUGACACAUAGUUGGCCAACUAUCAGCUUGGACACGUGUUUGGAGUUCUUUGGUGGUGCUAGCUUAGAUUUCAUGACUGUGAUGAGUUAGGAAAUGUUUUCCUAGAUCGAAAGGAUCUCUAAUCUAUGUGGUUCUUAGAGAAUGAUGGGAUAAAAUCCUUCAACUACAACAAGCUUUCUCUCGUACCCACGUUCUCCACCUUCAUAAAAUGGAGCCUGAUAAGAGAACAGUCACUCCAUCUAAAUGUAAUGAUCCAUCAGGGACUGAACAUUGAUAGCGGUGGUUUAUUCGCAGAACCAUUGCCGAUUCUUCUGGAUGGUCUUUUGAAGCAGACAUUUAAGUAGAUAUAACGUAAAUAAUUAAAAAGUUUCCAUCUUUUUCUUAGUUUACUCGAUCUCGAGAAUUCAAUCCAGAUGGAUGAGUAAAGUGUUCUUACAGAAGGAUCCAUUGUUUGCCAUGCAAGAGUGAUCAAUCUGCUUAUUGUCAGGCUCAUAGACUUUGGGCUAUUUUAAUCCGAAAAACAUAGUCUAUUCUUCGUCUACUUCACAAUUUUGAUGAUUUCGUUACUUGGAAUUGCUUCAGAUGAAUUGAAAAACUUACCUGCUCCAGAAGUUGCUAUAAAGUAUUACAUGGGUGAAGACAUGUAUUUGUUUGGUAAGUGGAUCUGAAAGGAGCACCAUUUUGUAAUCUUUAUGCAUCCUCAGUUUCACGCUCUGUUUCUGAUUGUUUGCGUUUGAGCAGAUGAGUUCCAAACAGCAAGAGCUCCCAAUACCCGAAGACCGCAGAUAGGUGCUUGCUACUGAACCAAAGUCAUGUACCAUCUGAUAAAUGGCUACUGUUUAUGUGGCUAUCUAUUUUCUUAGGCUGGAUCAUUCUAAAUUGGGCAUUUAUGACGGUUGUUGCUAAUGAGAUUUUUUUUUUUUUUUUUUUUUUUUUUUUUGGGAUGUCUUUAGAGAACCUGUACGAUGUGUUUCUUAACAUCAGAGACGAUGAGGCUGAACACUGCAAAACCAUGAAGGCCUGUCAGUCCCACGGCAACCUCCAGUCUCCUCACUCAAAUCCAGACUAUCGUGAGGAUGAUUCGUGCACUGCCCUUCCGCAGACAGACUGUGAAGGUAUUGUUGAUUGCCUUAAGAAGUCUGUGACGUCUCAGUGA